Messenger RNA from Vanrija pseudolonga, 1752 nucleotides. RefSeq lists its product as uncharacterized. The coding region runs from base 1 to 1656 and encodes 551 amino acids. NCBI's taxonomy places the organism in Eukaryota, Fungi, Basidiomycota, Tremellomycetes, Trichosporonales, Trichosporonaceae. The record is from RefSeq and is a predicted model, not a curated record. The transcript has 5 exons.
AUGACAAAGGCGGCAACAGCCGCUGGUGCCUCGACCCCUGCCCAGGCCUCCCCUUCAACAGUCCUAUCUCCGCCACCACCGCCACCUGCAGUGCCGAGAACUCGGAAGCAUCAGACACAGGUCCCACCGGGGCGCCUCGCGGCGAAACAGAGGUUCGUUCCACCCAAAGCGAUCGGCAAGGUCGAUUCACGGAACCCCACUCGUCAGGAGGCCGUGCCCACCCUGCGUCAUCCCCUGGUCCCCCUUGCUCUCGAAGCGACUUCCACUGCGGGCAUGACAGCCAACAGGAUCUCUCACGUCGGCAGCCAUUUUGUCAACCGCUUGUUUGCAAACCUCAACGCUGCUCGCACAUGCCCCGACUCAGGUCCGGCGACGUCAAAUACCGUUCGUGGCAUUCCGUCCCUCGCCUUCACUGGCUUCCAUGAGGAUAUCUAUUCAACAUCCAACGAGGACCUUCAAGUGGCUCUCCGGUGGUGGAUUUGGCGCAUGCACACGGCCUUGCAGCUGGGCUCGGGGGAAGCCUGGUCUGCUCAGGGUGGCGGUCUCGGCCUCCUCGGCCCGGACAUGACCACCUGGCCGCCGGUGGUCGCCUGCAAGCAGGUGGCCACUGGUAUAUUCUGUAUCACAACCUUGGAGCCUCCACGGCUGACAAUUUUGCCUGCUGAUGAGCAGACUGAUUCCAAGGCUGCCGCGAAGAAGGCCCCAAAGGCCGCUCGGCGGGCGAAAUCUAACCGCAAGUCAUCGGCGCCCACUGAACCCGUCAAGCCACUCACUGAGCUCAUCGCCGUCAAGUACUUGACUAUCGGUAUAACCGGAGAGGUCAUUGCCUGCUCACGUACACACACCGUUCCCGAGGCUGGCCAGGAAUACGCCGAUCAGCUAAUCGAGGAUUGUCCUGUCCGCCCCGACUGGCAUGCAUUUAUUUCGGCGAGGAAGCUUCCGGCGCCUUCCGAGUCGCCAACUCCUCAGCCGCUCAUCACGCUGGUCAAGACAAAGGACGCAAACGACGCUCCGCAUGGAAUCAGCAAGGCCUGGAGGACGCGGAUGGAGACGGCAAACCAAGCAAACGGAGCUUCCGAUCCAGAGGCGUUGGAUGUGGCGGCACGUGUUGUCUUGGCCAGCUGUGUGCUCAACAGCUUUUCUGGUGAGAAGCUGAGUACGAUGCAAAUGGACGCGGAAUGGCUCGGAAACGCCGUGGUGCUCGACCACAGUGCUCGCAAACGGGUGGACCUCUACCUUCCAGAGCCGCUGCAAAUCCUUAGCGUCCACCUCCCCCCUCCACCUUGCCACCCUGCCAUCGCCAUUGCUCAUCGGAGCUCGGGUCGGUCCGAUUACGUCCUGCGCGAGACUGGCCAAGUGAUCGGCGACGAGGACUGUGGUGUCGCCGAACUCUGGCAGGGAAUUCUCGGCUGCGACUACAAGGGCGCGGAGAAGGACGUGGGCGACUUUUGGGAGAACUGGCAAGACCGCAUAAUCGACAAUGAGGAGGAUUGCCGCGUGGUGGAAGAUGAUCAAGGGGGAGGUCCGCGGGACGGACAGGAGAAAGACGGCGCGAGGAUAGGCAGGAAGAUACGUUGCUGGCGCAAGAGCGACGCGAGAGGCGACGGUCGAGGGAAAUACGACUGUGAAUACGAAAUUAGACAGCCAAGACGAUGAACACCCGGCCUGUCCGACCCAAGAAAAAGCACCUGGACCAUAGUGUACAGAAAAAGCAAUAUGGCGCAUGAGAAUGGGGUGAGGUAUACAUGCAGU